UACGUGUACGCACAUUAAUGAUAUCCGCUUUCAAUUCCCUGCCACAUUAGCGCUGCAUGCCAUGUGCCUGUUGUCAGCGUUGUCGAGAUGACAUUUCGGAUGAGAAAGUGGCAUACGUACAUGAACGUUCGUGAAUUAGAUUAGCUUUAUUUUGGGAGAGACAUAACCGUAUCCAUGAUCCCGAAUUUUACUGCAGGCCUACAUCAGAGUACAUAUUUCCGUGUGUAUGGCAACACCUACAACAGACUGGUUCCGUAAAGACUGCUGGCCACACACUAAAUGUCCACAAGGUGGAUUCCAGAGGGAAUAUUUAGUGCUACCAGAAAAAAGUACUGGGAUGACGUCACCUGGCGCGUAUCAGUGCGCGGUGAAAUCCGCCAAUGAUGCACCAUAAUUGGCUCAUGAAUAUCUAUGAGGUGUGGUAAUGUAUUGCACUGGUACCGGUACACAUAUCUUCCUGUCCUGAAAUAAAUAUGAUUCGGUUUAUCGUUUAUGGUUUAAGUGCAAAAAAGCUCCAUUGGAUAAAAUUGUGAACAGUGGACUGUUACUAACAAUAGAAGUGGACUGUCACCAUAAGUGGUCUAUUAACCAAGGUUUUACUGGUUAUGAUGACUAAAUUCUUCUCAAAUUUUCCUUGAUUUUGCUCAGUCUACCAACCUUCUCUCAUUUCUUUUUGCAAUCUCUCAUUUUCCACUCCAGUUGGUGCCUUAGUUAGUGCUACCAGAAAAAAGUAUGGGAUGACGUCGCCUGGCGCAUAUCAGUGAGCGGUGAAAUCCGCCAAUGAUGCACCAUAAUUGGCUUAUGAAUAUCUAUGAGUGACCAUGGCCACUUCUGUCAGUGAAGAUGACGAGAAACAUUGUGAUGAGAGCCAUGCUCAAAAUCUUCUGGAUGGCUUAGCCUGCCUUCGGGCCAAUAGUCAAUUCUGCGACAUAGAGCUGCAUAUUGGCAAGUCUACGUUCUAUGCCCACCGUGCUGUGUUGUCUGCCUGCAGUCCAUACUUUCAAAGCAUGUUUGCUGGUGGGAUGAGAGAGGCCCAUCAAGACACUGUAGAGAUCCUUAGCAUUGAACCUCGUAUCUUUCAGCUCCUCCUAGACUUCAUAUAUACAGGAUGUGUGCACGUUGAGGCAGAUACUGUACAGGAUCUACUCUCAGCUGCUGACAUGCUGCAGCUGCAAGGUGUUAUUGCCAUCUGCUGCUCAUUCUUAAAAACCCAACUUCACCCAUCCAACUGUCUUGGAAUCCUACACUUCGCACGAUCCCAUGCUUGUGGUGAUCUGGCAACAACCUGUUUGGCAUAUGCCUGUGCUUACUUUGCUCAAGUGUCAAAGAUGGAAGAGUUUCUUGAUGUGGAUGUGGAGGACAUUAUGUCUCUGCUUAAAAGUGAGGAACUUCGUAUAGACAAUGAGUUUGAGGUAUUUCAAGCUGCCAUGCGAUGGAUUCUUCAUGCCCCUAGUGAUAGACGCAAGACUCUUGUAAGGGUUUUAGAGCCAGUACGUUUCCCAAUCAUUUCUCAGCACCAGCUCUUUGGAUACAUUAAAGAGUGUUCAGAUUUGAGUUUACGGGUUGCUAUGGGGAAAUUGUUGGAACGCUUUAACCCUGACAAACCUCAGUCUUCAUCACUCAGACCUGCUGUUGCAUUCUCCAACCCUAGUUUGAGCAGACCACGGCAGAGUGCCAGGAAACAUGUGGUGCUUACAGGGGGUUAUCGAAGGAACCCUGGCGAACGCUUUGAUGACAUGGAAACACUGGACUCUGUGGUCAAGUUAGAUACCUUUACACAACAGUGGACAACAAUGCCAAGCCUACAGCAACCACGACAUGGUCAUGAUGUUGCUUUCUGUAAUGGCUCACUCUAUGCAAUUGGAGGAGAGUGUGAUGCCCUGAUUAAUAACAACGUGGAGAUGCUAGACCCUGUCACUAAGCACUGGACUAACAUGCCUCCUUUACUCAGCCCACGCUGUGGUCAUGGUGUGUGUAUAGUUGAUGGUGUCAUCUUUGUGCUUGGAGGAAUUGAAGGAAGUGAUGUAUUGAAAAGCAUAGAGAGAUACGAUGAAGAAAGAGGGAUAUGGUGCCUGGCUGGAAACAUGACGGAGGGGCGGAGUUACUUUGCUAUUAUAGAAGUUGAUGGAUUGAUGUAUAUGGCUGGGGGAUGCACUGAUCCCACAAGUGGAGAACUUAAGUCACUGGAGAGCUACAACCCCAUUACCAGUGAAUGGAACAGUCUUGCCAGUAUGAAACACAAGAGAUCCCAUUGCUGCAUGGGGGUGUUAGGGGACAACUUGUAUGUUGUUGGAGGGGUCAACAGAGAAAGGAAUGUGCUGAGCUCUGUAGAAAGAUACUCAAUAUUAGAGGAAAAGUGGCAGAGUGUAAAACACAUGUCUACAGCCCGGGCUGGCAUGUCUGUGGCAACUGCCAAUGGAUUGUUGUAUGUCAUGGGAGGCCGUUCUUCCGGCAAGAGCACCCGUGCCCCUAAGACGUUGGAUACAGUAGAGUGUUAUGAUCCACGGACCAAUUCUUGGAUUGAUAUGGGAAGGAUGCCCACAAGCCGAUGCGAGGCUGCUGUCACUAUUAUAUGACAACUCAAAAAUGAAUCUGAAAUUGGCCUUCAAUUUUGUCUCAACCCAGAAUAGUCAGUCAGCUGAUGUGGCCUGUUAGAAUCAGAAUUUGAAGCUUUUUCAGACCAACCACUUUUUUCCAGUCUGACUAUUACCUUCUCAACUUGAUGCUGAUUUUUGUGUUUAAUUUACGAUUAUUUAAAUUUAUAUUUAAUAUAGAUUGUGCAUGUAUUUGUGAGUUGAUGAGCAGGUACUUAGGGAAAACUGUGAAGAGAAAAGAAGAUAAUGUUUCACUUGGACACUUCCCGCUUUCAUUUGUGUCUAAAAAAGAAUUACUGUUUUGUCAUGUUCUGCCAUGAUGCCGUCUGAAUAUCAGGAAAGUUUAUUGAGAUGUACUGCACGUGAAGAUGCAGUCCUUUCAAUCACAGCUCGGUGAGUCAAAUUGUAAGACAUUGCAAAACUAGUCACAAAUAAGGGCUAUGAAGGCAAAAACAAUAACAAAAGACUGUAAGAAAAAUCUUUGUUGUACUUCUUUUCAAAAGCUUCAGAUUUGAAUCUUGAUGGACAAUUUAUGGGCUGAUGACUUCAGAUAGCUUGAUUGCAACUGUUGACAUAGCCUUUGCCUAUUUAAAAUGUUUUCAUUUGCAAUAUUAGAAGGUUUCCAAAGUGCACAGCACAUAGAGUUUAUAUAAUUAUAUACAAUGUAAAUAACUUUCAAUAAAAUUGAUCUGGGUGAUAUUA
This is a messenger RNA of Acanthaster planci (crown-of-thorns starfish), 3296 nucleotides long. RefSeq names its product actin-binding protein IPP-like. NCBI's taxonomy places the organism in Eukaryota, Metazoa, Echinodermata, Asteroidea, Valvatida, Acanthasteridae. Gene Ontology annotation, molecular function: protein binding. The record is from RefSeq and is a predicted model, not a curated record.